Messenger RNA from Grammomys surdaster, 6519 nucleotides. RefSeq names its product DNA ligase 3 (gene Lig3). The transcript has 20 exons. The record is from RefSeq and is a predicted model, not a curated record. Lineage: Eukaryota; Metazoa; Chordata; Mammalia; Rodentia; Muridae. Gene Ontology annotation, molecular function: ATP binding; DNA binding; DNA ligase (ATP) activity. Gene Ontology annotation, cellular component: DNA ligase III-XRCC1 complex. Bases 766 to 3810 code for a protein of 1014 amino acids. Gene Ontology annotation, biological process: mitochondrial DNA repair; DNA biosynthetic process; lagging strand elongation.
UUGCUGCACGGCCACGGCUCGCCCUCACAACCUGUGCUGCUUGCUCUUCGGGGCCCAGGGGCUCCCGAGCCUCCCUGCGUCAGUCUCCCCCUAUAGUUAAUUGUCGUAUCCCGGGCUGGGCGAUACGACACUCUACCCACCCUAAUCUGCGGAAAGUUGAACUACUCGCCCCGAGCUCCUCCCGAGCCCUGUUGGCCUUCAUUUGCCUCUCUGGUUCUUAACCGUUAGGGCUUGUGUGACCCACUGAGUCGGCCAGUUACGGACCUCCCCUCCCCCAAGUUGAACAUUGUCAAAUACACAAGUUUGGUGUAUAUCCUCCGGGAGUUCAGAACUCCACCUCGGGCCUGCCCUUGUAUUUGUUGUAGUUUUCCUAACCACCCCAUGAAGUAGUUCUAAUCUUUGGGGUUUGUUUUUGUUUUCCUUUUGAGACGGUCUUCGGUAUGUACCCCUGGCUAGACAGAAGUUUAGUAAGUAAACCGGACUGUCUAGCUUCGAACGCACAGCAAUCCUAUCUUUGCCUUCAGAGUGAUAGGAUUAUAGACGAGCUAUAACUAUAUCCCACCAUAACUAGCUCUUUGUCUUGUUUUUUAAAAAUAAAACAGGAGCCGGAGUGUGGUAACACGCCUUUAAUCCCUGCACCCAGAACACUAACUUGCUAGUGACUUCCAGGACAGCCAAGGCUACAUAGAAAGAUCCUGUCUCAAAAAACGAAAAAUAAACUGUCAUGCUUGGUGGCUCACACUAUAAUCCCAGCACUGGAGCUAUAUGACUUUGGCUUUCAAGAUCCUCUUCCCGAGAAACCUUUGUGCCCUUGGAAGAAAAGAACUGUGCCUGUUCCCAGAACAGAAUUACUGGGCUACCAAAAGACAGUUCAGCCAGUGGUUGGAAACAAAUCUCCUUUGUGGGUUCUGCCUCCAGAGAAGAAAGCCUGUCCUAUCUUUCCAGAGAAGCUAUCUAAGACCACGUGCCACCCACCUUAUUUUCUGGCCAGGGUCGCAUGUGGGACUCUGUACUGGCCCCUGUACGAUGGCGGAGCAGCGGUUCUGUGUGGACUAUGCCAAGCGGGGCACAGCUGGCUGCAAGAAAUGCAAGGAGAAGAUUGUAAAGGGUGUAUGCCGCAUUGGCAAAGUGGUACCCAACCCCUUCUCAGAGUCUGGGGGUGAUAUGAAAGAGUGGUACCACAUUAAGUGUAUGUUUGAGAAACUGGAACGGGCACGGGCCACCACAAAAAAAAUUGAAGACCUCACAGAGCUGGAAGGCUGGGAAGAGCUGGAAGAUAACGAAAAGGAACAGAUAAGCCAGCACAUUGCCGACCUGUCUUCUAAGGCAGCUGCCACACCUAAGAAGAAAGCUGCUGUCCAGGCUAAGCUGACAACCACUGGCCAGGUGACAUCUCCAGUGAAAGGUGCUUCGUUUAUUACCAGUACCAAUCCCCGGAAAUUCUCUGGCUUUUCAGCAGCCAAACCCAACAACUCUGAGCAAUCCCCCUCAAGCCCUGCUCCUAGGACGAGUCUGUCUGCUAGUAAAUGUGACCCUAAGCACAAAGACUGUCUGCUACGAGAAUUCCGGAAGCUGUGCGCCAUGGUGGCUGAAAAUCCUAGCUAUAACACCAAGACCCAGAUCAUCCACAACUUCUUGCAGAAAGGUUCCACAGGAGAUGGCUUCCGAGGUGAUGUGUACCUAACAGUGAAGCUGCUGCUGCCUGGUGUCAUCAAGAGUGUUUACAACUUAAAUGAUAAGCAGAUUGUGAAACUGUUUAGCCGAAUUUUUAACUGCAACCCAGAUGAUAUGACCCGGGACCUAGAACAGGGUGACGUGUCAGAGACGAUCAGAGUCUUCUUUGAGCAGAGCAAGUCUUUUCCUCCAGCUGCCAAAAGCCUCCUCACCAUUCAGGAAGUAGAUGCAUUCCUCCUGCACCUCUCCAAGCUCACCAAAGAGGAUGAGCAGCAGCAGGCCCUGCAGGACAUCGCCUCCAGGUGUACAGCCAAUGACCUUAAGUGCAUUAUCCGGCUGAUCAAACACGAUCUGAAGAUGAACUCGGGUGCAAAACAUGUGUUAGAUGCCCUUGACCCCAAUGCUUAUGAAGCCUUCAAAGCAUCACGUAACCUGCAGGAUGUGGUGGAGCGAAUCCUUCACAAUGAGCAGGAGGUGGAGAAGGACCCAGGCCAACGACGGGCCCUGAGCGUCCAGGCCUCACUGAUGACACCUGUGCAGCCCAUGCUGGCUGAGGCCUGCAAGUCCAUCGCUUAUGCAAUGAAGAAGUGUCCCAAUGGCAUGUUCUCUGAGAUCAAGUACGAUGGUGAGCGGGUCCAGGUGCAUAAGAAGGGGGACCACUUCAGCUACUUCAGCCGUAGUCUCAAGCCUGUCCUGCCUCAUAAGGUGGCCCACUUCAAGGACUAUAUUCCCAAAGCUUUUCCUGGGGGUCAAAGCAUGAUCUUGGACUCCGAAGUGCUCCUGAUUGACAACAACACAGGCAAACCACUGCCCUUUGGAACUCUGGGAGUGCACAAGAAAGCUGCUUUCCAGGAUGCUAAUGUCUGCCUGUUUGUUUUUGAUUGUAUCUACUUUAAUGAUGUCAGCUUGAUGGACAGGCCUCUCUGUGAGCGACGGAAGUUUCUUCAUGACAACAUGGUUGAAAUCCGUAACCGGAUCAUGUUCUCAGAAAUGAAGCAAGUCACAAAAGCUUCAGACCUGGCUGACAUGAUAAACCGGGUGAUCCGAGAGGGCUUGGAAGGGUUGGUGCUAAAGGAUGUGAAGGGUACAUAUGAGCCUGGGAAGCGGCACUGGCUGAAAGUUAAGAAAGAUUAUUUGAACGAGGGGGCCAUGGCCGAUACAGCUGAUCUGGUGGUUCUUGGGGCCUUCUAUGGGCAAGGGAGCAAAGGCGGAAUGAUGUCCAUCUUCCUUAUGGGCUGCUAUGACCCUGACAGCCAGAAGUGGUGCACUGUCACAAAAUGUGCUGGAGGCCAUGAUGAUGCCACCCUUGCCCGCCUGCAGAAGGAGCUAGAUAUGGUGAAGAUCAGCAAGGAUCCUAGCAAGAUACCCAGCUGGCUGAAGAUCAACAAGAUCUACUAUCCUGACUUUAUCGUCCCAGACCCAAAGAAAGCUGCUGUGUGGGAGAUCACAGGGGCAGAAUUCUCCAGAUCUGAGGCACACACUGCUGAUGGGAUCUCCAUCCGAUUUCCUCGAUGCACCCGAAUCCGGGACGACAAAGACUGGAAAUCUGCCACUAACCUCCCCCAACUCAAGGAGCUGUACCAGCUGUCCAAAGACAGGGCAGACUUUGCUGUGGUGGCUGGAGAUGAGGGGAGCUCCACUCCUGGAGGCAGCAAUGGGGAGAACGAGGGCACUGCUGGGUCUGCUGUGCCCCGCAAGGGCCCCAAGGGCGCCCCCAGUAAGUCCUCUACCAGUGCCAAGAAGACCGAACAGAAGCUGAAUGACCCCAGUAGCAGAGGUGGCAACAAACUGAUUCCAAAGCCUUCCCCCAUGAAAGCAGGAGAGAAGCUGGCUGUGAAGUCUUCUCCAGUCAAAGUGGGAAUGAAGAGGAAAGCUACUGAUGAGACACCAUGCCUGACAAAGGUGCUGAUGGAUGUCUUCACUGGGGUACGGCUCUACUUGCCACCUUCUACACCAGACUUCAAACGGCUCAAACGCUACUUUGUGGCGUUCGACGGGGACCUGGUACAGGAAUUUGACAUGGCCUCAGCCACACAUGUGCUAGGUAACAGGGACAACAACACUGAUGCCCAGUUGGUCUCCUCAGAGUGGAUUUGGGCGUGUAUCCGGAAACGGAGGCUGAUAGCUCCUUGCUAGGACUUUGGUCUUCCUCUUUGGGCUGUCCUCCUCUGCCCACUCUACCACCACAUGAGGCUCAGCCUGAAGGGUAAGGGCCUCUUCGCCAAGCAGCGUACCUUCUUACACCUUCCGAUUCUUCAAGGUCUCUUCUGGAUCAGGAGUUAGCUGCUGUGGACACAAGCAGUUUAACUGAAACUUUCAGAUCCAGGUGCUAGCUUUGUCUUGUUAGUUGUCUGAGGUGCUGAUAACCAACUUAAACCCUUAUUCAUGCUGUGCACAGCACUCUGCCACUGAACUACAGUUUUUCUUAAGCUAGACAUGAAGAAAUCAUAGGGUAUCAGAAGUUCAUGGCUACCCUGGGGUAAGAAUUUAAACAAUAAGAAGCAUCCUUUCCCCCACUGGUUCCACCACAGUUUCCCUCAGUGACUAAGGAUUGAAGACUGAGCAGAAUCUACUUCCUGUGCUCCUCAUUUCCAUGUACAUCUUAAACGCUGUAUUUAAACUGUUCUCAAACGCUUCUUAUAUGUGGCAAAACCUUUAUUAUGCCUGGUCCAAACCCUCAUGUGAAAGAACAAAGUGGUCUCCAAUGAUUAUAGUUUCCAGGUCACUGACUGGAGGGAGAGACUGACAUCUACAGGAAAGUACCCUCCUUGGAGACAGAGGUUCCUUGAAGGUGAAUUUGCCUCCUCAAAUCUGACUAAUCUCAGGAGCACAGGUCCAUAGCUGGGAAAAUCUCCACAUCCUGCCUACCAAGGCUGUCUCCUGUGCCAUGUGUGGCAGAUGCUCCUGAAGGGUAAAGAAAGAUGAUUUCUGUGUAUAACUGCACACGGGAUAUUCUGCAACAGUGGAAGUGUACUAAACUAGCCUCAUCUGAUUAUCAAGCCCUUGAAAUGUGGCUAGCAUAAGGUUAUGCAACAUUUCAAGACAACUUCAAAUGGUCUCAAGUUACUAGUGACAUCACACAUCAUCUGAGCAUCAGUUCCUUAAGAGGAAUGGGCAGAGUCACUAUUGCCGAAUCACUGGGCAGCUGCCAGUGACCUCGGACACCUUGUUUAAGGCAUGCAGCGCACACCCUGGUACAGAUGUUGUCCAGAAGGAGGCCUAGCUUACCGCCUCACAAGUUCACAUUUCUAAUCAUGGGCUUCUCCAGGAACUGGUAGACGGGCUUCCUUGUCUAUGCUGUGCCACCUCUUGAUCAACUCAGCAGGCUUACCUAUCCACCACCUGUGAGCUAGGUUACUAUGGUGGAACUCACUUAUGUGAGUCUCUAAGAUAGACCCACCACCCCAUGUAACUCCUAAAGUAAUAUCCCACUAGGAGGUUGCUUGCUUGUCUGGCUCUGUCCUUCACCUACUAUUUAAGACUUAGGUGUAAAUGCUCUGAUGAGGGCAGAGUAGGCAACAUUCAGUCUAGUAAGUAAAACAUUUUAUUCUAGCCUCAAGGCAGAAGCUGCUUUGUGCUUUGAACACUUGCCUUCCUUGGACCGAGCAGCUUGGUAGAGCAUCAAAGAUGACUCUUCCCCAUCCCACAGGGCCAAAAGUUCAGCCCUUUGUCCCUUUAAUGCCUUACUGUAUAUUUACUCCAAAUCAUCAGAUCUUUGUACAUUGCCCUUUGCAGAGAGGUUAAACUCUAUGUAGACCUUUGUAUCUUUUCCUGUCUUUCUACACAACCCUAAGCACUGUCACCUGAAACCUCCAAGGCUAGAAACAUGUCCACCCCACCCUUCCCAUGGCCUUUGUUUACAUAGUGCCAGUUGAUGACAGGCAGUGUUCAUUUCUGGCUGCUCAACAGCAAGAUACAGAGUAGAAUCCUUUCAUCUAGUUCUCCCAGAGGUGAUACACUCCCCUCCCCUCAGGCACCUGGUCAGGUAGGUGGGUACAGGCCUAUGCUUACUCUGUAGUCUGCUCUUUAGGGUGGGCCAACCUUUGAGCCACACUUGUCUAUAUCCAAAAGCUACUGUCAAUCUUUCAGGGUAACUUGAAAACUUACUGCCUACCUAGCUGUCUUGAGGUUACUUUCUACUUAGCUCUUGAAGGUCCCUCUACAGUGGGACUGUAAUAACUUCACAUGGUGCUUCCCAUUUGCUCUUGAGAAUCAUUCUUACACUUAGCUCUAACUUCCACAGUUUCUCCAAUGGACUCUUGUGACCUUAGGCAAGUCACAACAUAGAGCGGGGUACCUCUAUAAGUGGGAUGCAGUGUCUCUGUGCAUGUGCCUGCAUUUACAAGUUCUUUGGGGGCCUCUGGCAUUAUCCCCUCACACCAGAUGGGACAGGCAUCUGUAUUUAAACUUUAUUACAAAAUUAUAAAGCAGAGCUCUGUAACAAAAAAAUACACAUUUGGGUAUGCUUUUUAACACCCAGGUGAGAAAAUCUUAAUGUAAGCCACUUGGAGUUACACAUUUACAUCCAAGAGAUCUCAACAAAUUUGUACAACAAAGACUAUUAAUUCCUUUACAGCUCAUUAGUUUAGAACUGGCUAUUCCAACCUAUGAAACAGCGUCUUUGAAAACGUAAGUCUCAACUGAAAUCUUGGUGCAAUCAGCAAAAUCCACAGAAUAAUUGGAAGGAUUAGGUGUUUGAACAUUAAAUAAGACCAAGGAUCCGUGAAGAACAGAAAAGGGGCUCAGGUAUUUAAAAAAAAAAAAAAAAUCAGGUUUUCUACCUGAGAUGUUAACUGGAAUGGGUUCCAGCUUUCAUUUGGUUUAAUAAAAAAGUUGUUUGACAUG